AUUUAAAAAAAAAUUAUCUCAACUGGACAAGUGCCGAAGUGAAAAAUAUAACUUUUAAUUAUUUCGUUUUAUAUAAAUAAACUAAAGAAUACUUCUCUCAUUUUAAAUGUUUGAUUAUUAAAAUCUUCAAAAAUGAAAAGUUCCAAAAUCGAUAUUGGCCUCGAGCUAGAUUGCUGGAUUGAAGAACUAUCUCCGGCACAAUUGGCGGCCUAUGAAAAAGUCGCCAAUGAGCAUAAUGCAAUUAAAAAUUCCCUCAAAACUUUGAUGGGAACAAACGAGGGUAAGGAAUUAUUCAAUGGUGAAGUAUUUUCUGCAUAUUCCUUCAAGGGAAAAGUUCUGCAAGAAAUCAAAGAAGCAACUGUUCCCAAAAAGCCUCCACCCUCAACUCAAAAACUUGAUAAGGCUGAGCGUAGAAAACGAGCCGCCACCAAUUUGGUGUACAUGGAAUCAUCUGAUGAUGAUGAGGAUAAUAUUCCGUUGGCCAAACGUGUUAUAACACCACCUCCACCGUCAUCGUCGAAACGCGGACGUCAUAGCAAAGGAGCUCAACAAUUGUCAACUCCACAAUCGUCAUCUAAAUCAACUUCAAAAUCAUCUGCUGCUGCUGCACCUCAAAGAACUGCAUCUCCGCAACUUUCGCCACUUCCUACUAAAUCCAGCAAAAUGGCUGGAAAGUCUACACCGAAAGGAACAGCAAAGAGUUCUGUUGAUUUGGCUUCGCAAAAUUUCCGCCCAUCUGAAAUCACAUCAGUUGGUGGUUUGGUUAUUGAUUCUGAGGCAAAGGACAAUAAAGCUAAGACAUCGGAGAAAGAAGGCAAGUUGCAAGGAAAAACAUUCCCUUCAUUGGUUGUGUUGGCUAAGCCUUGGCUGAAGGUGAAAGAUAUGUCAGCGACUCGUAGUAAAUUGGAUUCUAAAGUUAAACUGGUGUUGAUGCUAACGCCGAACAAAUUCACUGAGUGGCUAAUUCAGGAGGGUCUCCUCAAGUCUGAACAAAAGUGCACCAAUCAUAAGACUAACGAGUUGAAAUUGGGUGUUUAUUCGGAUGCAACAAAAUUCCCCUACUCUGGUGGUUAUGUUUGGAUCAGUGAAUGUUGUCCAACUCGAUUUGUGUCUGUUUUUCAUGGAUCCCUAUUUGAAGGGGCACCAAAUCCUCCAUCAUGCAUUCUUAAACUUAUCUAUCAUUGGUCUUGUCAGACAAACAUUCAAAAUGUUGUCCAAUGGGUCAAAGUCGAUAACGUCUAUAUUAAAGGAGUUUAUACAUGGCUUCGUGCCGCAUGCACUUUGGCAAUCCAUCAAAAGUGCAAACUCAUGGGUGGACCAGAAAGAUAUGUAGAGGUCGGAGUAAUCUCACUUGGAACCACCAGUCAAGAUGGUCAACAGCGACAAGUUAAAGUCGAAGUUCUAGGUGUAUUGGAUUAUGCAGAUAAAACUAUUCGCUUACGAGCUGUCGAACCAGUUUCGGAUGCCGAUCGAAAUUAUAAAAAACGAUUCCAAACAAUUUUGGAACCUUUAUCACGAUGGGUGAACAAAGAUAGUAUUAUUGCUAUUGAUCUUACAGUUGACAAGAUGACUCUUUAUCAAAUGGGAUUCAAAAAUAUAGUCCAAGCUGCUGCUAAUGAUACUACUGCAAAGCAUACAAACUCAUCUGUAAUGGAUUAUCUACGUCGCAUAGUUCCAAGAAUGUUCCAAAACACUCUUAGUUUAUUGUCUCGUCAAAUGAUUCAACAAUUUCUCGAUGAACUCGUAUGGAGAGAACAAUUUGGGACAUAUGCUCUUCAAGCAUUCAACAAUAUUACUUCGCAUUUGGCUGAACAAACUCGUAUGAAUACAGGCGACACUUUGACUCAAAGAUUGUAUCAGGUCGCAACGAAUCCCUUUAAAGAUUGGAGUGUAAUUCAAAUAUCAACAGACAGCACCCCAUCGACAUCUACGACUCCAAAACGCUUAAAAAAACCAAUCAAUGAAGCUGACUAUGCUCCAACAUCAUCUGUUCUUAAAAUAAAAACCGAAAAGAAAGAUACACCCAAAAGAAAACUUGAAGAAGCCACCACCUCUAGCGCAACCGUAAAAGUCGAAAAGAAAUCUAAGACUAGCAGUAGCACUGCCACACCAACUUCGUCUAAAAAAAAUGACAAAGACAUCAAAACAAAACAACAAGCAUUACCCGAAAUGAAAGGUCUCGAAGAAUUGUACUACGGCGUCCAGGAGGGCACCGCUAAAAACUUUGAAGGUUUUACAUCAAUACAAUCACUGGAUUGUCCAAUUUGUAGUGAUUCAUUUGAUUCUAAUGAGAAACUACAAACUCAUUUGGUUGCGCAUAUAUCAAUCGAUGGCAAGGAUCAUCAAUUCCAAUGUUUGUUUUGUCUAGAGAAACAUCCCAGUGAGUUAUCAUUGUCUAAGCAUAAUCAAAUUAUGCAUGCAAUGGAAACCAAGGCAGGAACACAAUUUUGUUGCUUGAUUUGUCAACAGAGACAUUCAAGUUUGCAUUUCUUGACCGUGCACAUGCAGAAAAUUCACAAUGUACUAGAAUUGCCAUAUGUAUGUGAGGCUUGUGAGUAUAGAUCAUCCUCGCACAGGGAUUUGGUGCGACAUUUCUAUGAUGAUCACAAACAGCAGAACUUUUUACAAUGUCCAUUGUGUUUGGCUAUUUUCAGAAUAGCUGUUAAAGGUGAACUGAAACCGAAAAAUAUUGAAGCAUUUUAUAUGCAUCUUAAAGCCCAUUUACCUAGAGACGAAUUAAAGAAAUGUCCUAAGUGUGCACUUAGUUUCCAUGAAAAAGGAUUUUUGAAGAGACAUUUGGCUUACCAUCAUCAGAGUAACUUUAAGGUUGCCAAUCAAAUUCGAACUCUAUUACCUAAUUCAGCUCUAAUUGAAAUACCUAAGACUCGUAGUCAUCACAAAGAACCAACACCCUAUGUUAUGCAAACGAGAUUCAAGGAAUUAUACAUCUAUUUGAAAGCGGGAAGCAUCUGCUCUGAAUGUGACACGGAAGUUCUCAAUGAAGAUCAUUUCAUUGGUCAACUUAAGUGCACAAAAUGUGCAUACAAAACAUGCUGCGAACGUGCAAUGUUCCAACACUCGACUGUUUGUCAAAAUUCGAGUAGCAAUAAUCUUCCAGGAGCUAUGGAAUUACCCUCGGAAGAAGAAAUGCACUGUGUUUGUGGAUUUUCUACGGCAAUCGGCAAUAAAAUGGCCCGUCAUUUGGCACUUUGUUGUCAUAAAUCGGCAUAUUUGAGUGUUGAAAAUGCUCUAGAAAACACGGUUAAACGUCAUAUGCUUGAUAUGUUGGGUUUGGUACGUCGCGAUGGAGAAAAAAUGACCGACGAUGCGGCAACUGAUUCAGAGGUUGCAGUUGGGGCAGACGAAACUGCUCCAACUACUGAACAAUUAGAAGAUCCAUCACCGGGUGAUGACGAAUCACAAGAAAAUGUUGAUGAACCAAUAGAAGAAGAACAUCUUCUCGAAACGGAACAGGAUAAAGACGAAUAAAAGGUUUUAAUUUUUUUUUCUUUUUUUUUUAAAUAUAUACAUUUGAUUGUAUUAUACAUACAUAUAAAUAAAAACACAGUUAUUAAAGUAAAAACAA
This is a messenger RNA of Episyrphus balteatus (marmalade hoverfly), 3586 nucleotides long. RefSeq lists its product as uncharacterized. NCBI's taxonomy places the organism in Eukaryota, Metazoa, Arthropoda, Insecta, Diptera, Syrphidae. The transcript has 9 exons. Bases 133 to 3489 code for a protein of 1118 amino acids. Gene Ontology annotation, cellular component: nucleus. Gene Ontology annotation, molecular function: DNA-binding transcription factor activity, RNA polymerase II-specific; sequence-specific DNA binding. Gene Ontology annotation, biological process: regulation of transcription by RNA polymerase II. The record is from RefSeq and is a predicted model, not a curated record.